Molecule: messenger RNA, 4191 nt
Organism: Onychostoma macrolepis
Lineage: Eukaryota; Metazoa; Chordata; Actinopteri; Cypriniformes; Cyprinidae
Gene: fgfr1b
Product: fibroblast growth factor receptor 1b
Exons: 17
Coding region: 535-2784 (749 amino acids)
Biological process (GO): positive regulation of kinase activity; positive regulation of cell differentiation; multicellular organism development
Cellular component (GO): membrane; signaling receptor complex
Molecular function (GO): fibroblast growth factor binding; fibroblast growth factor receptor activity; ATP binding
Source: RefSeq, a predicted model, not a curated record
UCCUCAAAUCCUGGAAGUGGGAGGUACGAAGAAAAAAAAAACCCUCCUUCAUAUGCCUUUCCAGAGGAAGAAUCGCUGCUGUGAGCGACAGAGAAAGCGCAAGACAAACACGCACUUUCGCAGCAGUUUACCUCGGCGUGACUCGUAAAUCUCCGUACACCGCGAGACACCAGAGCGAGUUUAUGAAUGAGAAACUUCCCAAACAGCAAAGACGUGGAAGUUUACUCACGGUUUAUCUACGCACCUGGACCCAAACCUAUUGUUUGGUUCAACUGGUUUAAACGCGACGCUACUUUUUGCAAAAAAAAAAAAACAGGCGCGCUGCACGAGAGAAAUCUGGCUGAGAAGCUUGUUUUGAUUCAAUUCAGCGUGGGAUAUUUUCUACGGAGGUCGCUUGUUUUGGAGUAAUGCUUUACAAACCUAAAUAACUCCCACAAGAAGUGCACUUCGACACAACCAAGUGCUCACAAUAACAUUCAGAGGUAGCUCUAUGCUGCCGGUGUUGAUGGGCCAGUGCUGCCCACAGCUGUGUGAAUGAGCUGUCUCAGCCCACCCUCCUCACCCAGCUGCCCUGGCAUGGCUUCUCUCAGGAUGAUGAAGUCAUGGCGUUUGCUUCUCCUGUGGGUUAUUCUAGCUCAGCUCCCCUUGGCCUACUCACGUCCCGCAGUAACCGAACAAGGUCACGCAGUAGCGUCUUCUGAGGAUGAGGACGAUGAUGAGUCAUCAUCAGAAGAGAACAAGCCGUCAAGUAGCCAGGAGCUCUUACCGAUGGCGCCUCGUUGGGCCCAACCUGAAAAGAUGGAAAAAAAGCUUCAUGCCGUACCGGCCAGCAAAACGGUGAAAUUCCGAUGUCAGGCCGAGGGAAACCCGAUGCCGAAACUACGCUGGCUCAAGAAUGGAAAAGAGUUCAAAAGAGACCAGCGCAUUGGGGGCUACAAGCUGCGGGAACACAUGUGGACCAUAAUCAUGGAGUCCGUGGUGCCCUCAGACAAGGGCAACUACACAUGCCUUGUGGAGAACGAAUAUGGAAGUAUCAAUCACACCUAUCAGCUGGAUGUAGUAGAGCGAUCACCUCACAGGCCCAUCCUGUACGCUGGUCUCCCUGCAAACCGAACAGCUGUGGUCGGCAGUGACGUAGAGUUUGUCUGCAAGGUGUUCAGCGAUCCCCAGCCUCACAUUCAGUGGCUCAAACACAUACUGGUGAACGGAAGCAAACUGGGACCCGAUGGACUCCCUUACGUACGCGUCCUAAAGACGGCUGGCCUCAACACCACCGACAAGGAGAUGGAGAUGCUCCAGUUGAGGAAUGUGUCCUUUGAGGAUGCUGGGGAGUAUACUUGCUUGGCGGGCAAUUCAAUUGGGAUCUCCCAUCAUUCAGCUUGGUUGACCGUUGUCAAAGCCCCCACCACUCCCUCUGCCGUCCCCAGUCAGUCCUACCUGGAGGUGCUGAUCUACUGCGUUGGGUUCUUCCUCAUCUUCCUCAUGGUAGGAAUCGCCACCAUCGUCAAAGUCCGCAGCUCCUCCAAGAAGAGCGACUUCAACAGCCAGCUGGCCGUCCAUAAGCUGGCCAAAAGCAUUCCUCUCCGCAGACAGGUGUCCGUAGAAUCCAGUUCCUCUCUGAACUCUGGUGUGAUGUUGGUCCGACCUUCACGACUCUCCUCCAGCGGGUCGCCCAUGCUGUCAGGGGUGUCUGAGUACGAGCUGCCGCAGGACCCGUGCUGGGAGGUGCCCCGAGAGAGGCUAGUACUUGGGAAACCUCUGGGCGAGGGCUGCUUUGGCCAGGUGGUGAUGGGCGAAGCCGUUGGACUGGACAAAGACAAGCCCAACCGCAUAACUAAAGUCGCUGUGAAGAUGCUGAAAUCUGACGCCACUGAGAAGGACCUGUCUGACCUCAUCUCAGAGAUGGAGAUGAUGAAGAUGAUUGGAAAACACAAGAACAUCAUCAACCUGCUCGGAGCUUGUACCCAGGAUGGCCCUCUUUAUGUCAUCGUGGAAUACGCCUCUAAAGGAAACCUCCGGGAAUAUCUGCGUGCCCGACGGCCGCAUGGCAUGGAGUACUGUUACAAUCCUGACCAGGUGCCUGUGGAGAGCAUGUCCAUUAAAGACUUGGUCUCCUGUGCCUACCAGGUGGCUCGUGGCAUGGAGUACCUGGCAUCUAGAAAGUGUAUCCACAGAGACUUAGCAGCACGCAAUGUACUUGUAACAGAGGACAAUGUAAUGAAGAUAGCAGACUUCGGUCUGGCCCGGGACGUUCAUCACAUAGAUUACUACAAGAAGACUACAAAUGGCCGGCUGCCUGUCAAAUGGAUGGCACCUGAGGCUUUGUUUGACAGGAUUUACACACAUCAAAGUGACGUGUGGUCUUUUGGUGUCCUUCUAUGGGAAAUCUUCACUCUGGGGGGCUCGCCGUAUCCAGGAGUGCCUGUGGAAGAGCUCUUCAAGUUACUGCGAGAAGGUCAUCGCAUGGACAGACCCACAGCUUGUACUCAGGAGAUAUACCUGAUGAUGAAAGACUGCUGGCAUGCGCUUCCCACACAGAGGCCAACUUUUAAACAGCUGGUAGAAGACCUUGAUCGCACUCUGUCCAUGAUAUCCAAUCAGGAGUAUCUGGACCUCUCCGUUCCCCUGGAGCCCAUGUACUCUCAGGUCAUCCUGAAUGAACGGAGUUCCACCUGCUCCUCCGAGCCGGACUCAGUGUUUUUAAGAGAGUCUGGACCUGAAGAACCCUGCAUCCCUCCGACAGUUCCCCCACAGCAAACCGUACGAUCCUUCAAAAAACGCUGACAGUAGAGAACACCUGGACCUCCAUGUUCAUAGAGGAUCUCUCUACAUCUUUCUGCUUCCUUUGACUCGUAAACUCUGCAGGCUCAGAGACUGAGGAGUUGAGCCUGGGCCGUUCUAGCACAGAAACGCAAGUAGGAGGACCAGCAGACUCUGUAAAACAAGACUGAUCAGAACAGAGAGGGACCUAUCAAACUUUUUGUCCUUCAGAGGGAUCGAUCCUCACAAAUGAGAUGUUUGCAAAGCAUCACAGAAGGAUAAAAUGGUCGUCGAUGCCAACAAAGUCAAUGGGGUGGAGAAAUAAUUUCAAGUGUCGGCUUUGUAAAUGUAGUUAAAUUUGUACAAACAUGAAAUUAUAUAAACGCUAUGUUUUUAUAUUUCUAUUAUAAUUAUUGUUAUUUUUGUAUGAGUUUAUCCUCCUUUUAUGCUCAAACAAAACCAGCCUGGCGACAUUUUGUCAUCGCUUGGUUUCUAUUUCUGCAGUCUAGCAAUGAAAUCUCAUUGGUCAAAAAUCAUUGGAUAUUAUAUUAAGAAUGAAGUGUGUAAUUUUGUUGUUUUGAAGAUGUUCAGAUAUUUUCUUGUAUCCCAGUGAUUCAAAAACACCAUUUGUAGGUCGGUUUCCUGAAAAACACUAUUGCACUCUCAAAACAUUUAUCUAUUUGAUCCUGACCUGCUCAAUGUAGCAGUAUUGGCUUGACCAGUAUCUUGAAUUUGGGGCGGGACUAUCUGUUUGUUCGACCAAUGAAUUAAAAGUUAAGGAAACCUGUUUGAAAACAGUCUUUAUUUUAUGCCGUUUGGCAAUGCAAGUCAUGCAGAAAUUACACCCUUCACCUUUAAACAUCAAAUAUGUUCUGACUGGCUUUGAUUGUGUUGCAUUUUCUCUUUCACUGUGGUUAAAUGAAUAACUUAUGUUUAAAAAUUUCAUCUCGUGCCUGUUUCGAAGAUGGUGUCACACAGAUUUAUAUAUGUUAAAAAUAAGCUACAAAUGAAAUGUUACUAUUGCUUGCUGUUACGAUCGUAAGGUGUGAUUGCAGUGUCCUGAAACACUAAAUUCAAGUGUGAAUGAAUGUUUAGUAAGUAUUAAUAUGAAACAGCUGGAAUAUGUAUGUCUGUUUAGCAUCAGCAUGGUGGUUGACAAUCUGUUAGCACCAGUUUCAAAGCAUAGCAUGUCUGUAGCUUCUUCAUUAUAUUAAGCUAGACUCUCAAACGACAGGGUUUAUAUGCCAGGAUUGGCAACUUCUUGUAAGGAACAGUGUAAAAUUUUGUUCUUGAAUAGAGUUUUGAUGCUUGUGUGAUUGUUUAUGUAUGUCCUGAUGUGAAUUUCGAGGCAGUGGCCAUGCACUUAUAUUCAGGCUGUCAAUAAGCUGACUGAUAUUGCCUUUCCUGUGGGAAUAUAAAUAAAAAAUGUUA